Mus caroli (Ryukyu mouse) is the source of this 4251-nucleotide messenger RNA. Lineage: Eukaryota; Metazoa; Chordata; Mammalia; Rodentia; Muridae. The record is from RefSeq and is a predicted model, not a curated record.
AUGGGACAGACAGUGACAACUCCUUUGACUUUGACUCUUGAUCACUGUACUGAAGUAAGGACUAGGGCCCACAAUCUGUCAGUGGAUGUCAAGAAGAGACCCUGGCAGACUUUUUGCUCCUCUGAGUGGCCGACCUGGGUGGGUUGGCCACUAGAGGGAGCCUUUAACCUGCCUCUCAUUUUUGCUGUAAAGCGCCUUGUUUUUCAGGAAACCAGAGGACAUCCCGACCAAGUCCCCUAUAUCAUCGUAUGGCAGGACUUGGUCCAGAAUCCCCCAGCUUGGGUUAAGCCUUGGGCCUUGGGACUUUCUGAAACAACGGUGGUGGUUGCAGACACCAAGUCCAGGGUGGCCCAACUGUCGGCUAAUCCGACAGCACUCCAGAAGAUAUACCCUGAGGUCGAAGACCUCCUGUGGGCAGAGUCACAGCCUCCCCCUUACCUUUUGCCACGGUCUUCCGCACCCCCUGCCCAGGCCCCUGUUGAGCGAGAUGGAGGGGGAGAGCCUGCAGCGGGAACACGGAGUUGGAGAGGUCGCAGCCCGGAAGGGGGGUAUGGGCCCGAUUCCACCAUUGCCUUACCCCUCCGUGCCUAUGUUGGUGUCCCCCCACCAGGACCUGAUGAACUUGUCCCCUUGCAGUAUUGGCCUUUUUCAUCGGCUGAUCUAUAUAACUGGAAAAUUAAUCACUCUUCCUUUUCAGAAAAUCCCUCAGGCCUGACUGGACUCCUCGAGUCCCUCAUGUUUUCCCAUCAGCCCACUUGGGAUGAUUGCCAGCAACUCCUGCAGGUCCUCUUCACCACGGAGGAGAAAGAACGGAUCCUGUUGGAGGCCAGGAAGAAUGUACCAGGACCAGAUGGGACCCCCACUAGUCUUCCCAACCUUAUAGAUGAAGCCUUCCCCUUGGUCCGCCCGAAUUGGGAUUUCAACACAGCGGAAUGUAGGGAGCGUCUCACAGUAUACUGCCGGACUCUAGUGGCAGAGCUCAAAGGGGCUGCACGGCGACCCACCAAUCUGGCCAAGGUAAGAGAGGUUCUCCAGGGUCCAGUGGAGCCGCCCUCUGUUUUCCUGGAACGACUGAUGGAGGCCUAUAGGAGGUAUACACCGUUUGACCCCUCCUCGGAGGGACAACAAGCGGCUGUGGCUAUGGCCUUUAUUGGUCAGUCCACCUCUGAUAUCAAGAAGAAGUUACAGAGGUUGGAGGGGCUCCAGGAUUAUACUUUGAAGGAUUUAGUGAAGGAAGCUGAGAACGUGUAUCAUAAAAAAGAGACAGAGGAAGAGAAACAAGAGAGGGAAAAGAAAGAGGCAGAAGAAAGAGAGAACCGGCGUGAUCGCUGGCAGGAGAGGAACUUAAUUAAGAUUUUGGAUGCAGUAGUAGGUGAAAGAAGGUUAGAGGAAGGAAAGUCAGGGUACCUGGGCAACAGGGCAAGAAGACCUCCAGGAGAAAAGAGACCACUGCUUGAAAAUGAUCAAUGUGCAUAUUGCAAAGAAAAAGGACAUUGGGCCAGAAACUGCCCCAAAAAGAAACAGAGAGGACCCAAGGUGCUGACCCUUGAUGAAGAUUAAGGGGGUCAGGGCUUGGGCCCCCUCCCCGAGCCUAGGGUAACGCUCUCUGUGGAGGGGACUCCUGUCAAUUUCCUAGUAGACACAGGAGCAGAACAUUUCGUCUUAACCAAACCAUUGGGGCAAUUAGGAAACAAGAAGACUAUGGUAAUGGGAGCCACCGGUAGUAAAUUUUACCCUUGGACAACUAAACGGGUUUUAGAAAUAGGAAAAAGUCAAGUGACUCACUCUUUUCUCGUGAUUCCUGAGUGCCCUGCGCCCCUACUGGGAAGGGACUUGUUGACCAAGCUUAAGGCUCAAGUCCAGUUUACCUCAAAGGGACCAGAAGUCACCUGGGGAGAGGCCCCUGUCCCAUGUUUGGUUCUAAACCUAGAAGAAGAAUACCGCCUCCACGAGCAUGGUCCCAAGUGAUUACCAGCCCCUGAAUGGCUGUCUGUUUUUUCUGGAGUCUGGGCUGAGCAGGCAGGAAUGGGAUUAGCCAAGCAAGUGCCACCUGUGAUGGUUGAACUAAAAGCUGAUGCCUCCUCCAUCUCGGUCAGGCAGUACCCUAUGAGUAAAGAAGCUAAAGAAGGCAUCCGACCACAUAUUCAGAGAUUGUUGCAACAAGGGAUCCUAGUACCUUGUCAGUCCCCUUGGAACACUCCCCUCCUGCCUGUGCGUAAGCCAGGGACCAAUGAUUAUCGACCAGUGCAAGGUUUAAGGGAAGUUAAUAAGAGAGUACAGGACAUCCACCCUACCAUUCCAAAUCCUUAUAACCUACUAAGUUCCCUCCCGCCAGAGCGGACUUGGUACACUGUCUUAGACUUAAAAGAUGCCUUUUUCUGUCUAUGGUUACACCCCAGUAGCCAGCCACUGUAUGCUUUUGAGUGGAGAGAUCCAGAAGGAGGACACACGGGCCAGCUAACCUGGACACGGCUGCCCCAGGGAUUCAAAAAUUCCCCUACUCUUUUUGAUGAGGCACUCCAUUGCGACCGUGCAUCCUUUAGAGCGCUGAACCCCCAGAUUUCUCUUUUACAGUACAUAGACAACUUACUACUUGCUGCCUCAACUCAGGAACUGUGCCUUGACGGGACUAAGAAGCUCCUGAAUGAACUGGGUGAGUUGGGGUACCGGGCAUCUGCAAAAAAAGCUCAGCUAUAUUGCACUGAGGUGAUCUACCUAAGAUACACCCUCCGAGAAGGGAAGCGGUGGCUCACUGAGGCUCAGAAGAAAACUGUAAUGCUGAUCCCGACCCCCACCACAGUACGUAAGUUUCUGGGGACAUCGGGCUUUUGCAGACUUUGGAUACCGGGAUUUGCAACACUGGCGGCCCCUCUGUACCCUCUCACUAAAGAAAAAGUCCCGUUCACCUGGACAGAGGAACACCAGAGAGCCUUUGACAGCAUAAAGGCAGCCUUGCUUGUUAAAGACGCUGACAAGCUUACUCUGGGUCAGCAUGUGACUAUAAUUGCUCCCCAUGCUCUGGAGAGUAUUGUAUGACAGCCCCCUGACCGGUGGAUAACUAAUGCCCGGAUGACUCACUACCAGAGCCUGUUGCUAAACAAGUGAGUGACUUUCGCCCCACCUGCCAUUCUCAGUCCUGCCACUCUCCUCCCUGAAAUGGAUGACUCCACCCCGAUACAUCAAUGUGCUGAUAUCCUGGCUGAAGAAACUGGAACAAGAAAGGAUCUGACUGAUCGACCCUGGCCAGGUGUGCCUGAUUGGUACACAGAUGGUAGCAGCUUUGUGGUGGAAGGAAAAAGGAGAGCGGGAGCAGCAGUGGUAGACGGAAAACAGGUAAUCUGGGCAAGUAGUCUUCCAGAAGGGACUUCAGCUCAGAAGGCCAAACUCUUGGCUCUGACUCAAGCCCUAUGACUAGCAGAAGGUAAGGCCAUUAACAUCUAUACUGACAGCCGGUAUGCCUUUGCUACGGCCCACAUACAUGGGGCCAUCUACAAGCAGAGGGGAUUACUCACUUCGGCAGGAAGAGACAUCAAGAACAAGGAAGAGAUUUUAGCUCUUCUAGAAGCAGUGCCGAAAAAAGUGGCCAUUAUCCAUUGCUUAGGUCAUCAAAGAAGGCAAGAUCCUAUAACAAAAGGGAACCAGAUGGCUGACCUCGUGGCAAAGCAGGUAGCCCAGCAGGUAACAAUAUUAACAGAAAAGAGUCAGGCUCCAGUGGAAACUCAAGUUGCUAAUAACUCUAACCAUGUUUAUUCGGCUGAUGAUUUUAGGAUAUUGGAAGAUAUGAUUUGCAGAAAACAGGCCCAAGAAUUCAGCUUUGGUGGGGUGGCACAGACUAUGGAUGGGCGAGUGAUCCUGCCAACGAAAGAAGGAAAAGAUUAUGUUCAGAAACUACACCAAUUGACUCAUUUAUGGGCAGACAAACUGAAACAACUAGUUAAAGCCUCUAAAUAUCAUGUGUUAAAUUUAAACUCAACAGUCAGACAAGUGAUAGGUGCUUGCCAGGCCUGUGCACUCACUAACACCGCUAGGCCCUAUCAAGAGUCUGGAAGAAGAAGGCGAGGAGACCGACCAGGAGUCUACUGGGAAGUGGACUUUACUGAAAUAAAGCCUGGAAAAUAUGGUAAUAAAUACCUAUUAGUUUUUAUAGAUACCUUCUCAGGAUGGGUGGAGGCCUUCCCCACCAAAUCCGAAACUGCUCAGGUGGUAGCUAAGAAGAUCCGAAGAAAUCUUACCCCGGUUUGGAAUUCCUAA